Schistosoma curassoni is the source of this 1003-nucleotide messenger RNA. Lineage: Eukaryota; Metazoa; Platyhelminthes; Trematoda; Strigeidida; Schistosomatidae. The record is from the annotation of a GenBank genome assembly.
AUGGCAAUAAUGUACAACGGUUGGAUAUGGCGAAAAUAUAAUUCCCUUAUAUUUAUUGUAUUACUUACUGAACUUUAUACAUAUUUAUGCAAAUAUUAUUAUCCAGAUUUCUUGUAUAUCAAUUUUCUGAAUGGAGUUAAUGGUCAAUUAAAUCUUUGGGUAGAUCGUCAAUUAGUUAUACAGAUUAUUGAAUCAAUGCCACAUAAUCAAAAUAUCCCUAGUAAAUUACGUUGUCCAAGAAGACUACCUGAAAUUCAUAGACAUAUACCCGAACAUUUGUUCCUUGUUUUCAAUGGACUACUUUUACACGAAGCACUGGAUCGUAUUUCAUUAUCUGCCCAUAGACCUAUCCCUCCACGCAUUGAUAUGUUGCGCGUUAAGUGGAGAGCUGGUUUUGAACGUUUAACUUACAAUAUUGAUUUGAAGUCAAUGAACCAUACACUACUGCAUACUCCACUUCUAAAUAUUGCCAAAUCUGGUUAUAUACCAGCUACUCAGUCAGAUGUACAAAUUUCCCUACCAUGUACUGGAAGAUUUACUGGUAUAGCUCCAUUUCAAGUAAGAUUAGAUGUUCAAAGAGAAUUUGAAGGUUUAAGGAAAAUUCCACCAAUUUCAUUUAUCGUAUACAAAUAUUGUCUUAGUGCAUCUCAACACACGCGAUUCAUUAUCAAAUGCGAAUGUCGCGCUCAAUGCUUACAAUCAAACACAUACAACCACCGACAUCCAAUUCGAAAGCGCUGUAUCCGACGUUGCAGAAAACGUUUUGGACUAAAUAAUCCAAACCCGAAACAGACUAAAUGAAAACCAAUAUUCGGAGGACAAAGACGAAGAUAUUGUAGAGAACUAGUUUUCCAUUUUAACAGUUAUCAACAUACACGAUAAAUUCUUUAAAACUGAUAGACAUUUAAGUGCUUCUGAAAAACAUAACGUAAUGAAGUUCCUCUUUUCCAAAAAUUGGAAAUUAAAGCUAUCAAGAUUUACUUUAGAUAAUAUUAUACCUGAG